Amoebophrya sp. A120 is the source of this 8303-nucleotide messenger RNA. The record is from the annotation of a GenBank genome assembly. NCBI's taxonomy places the organism in Eukaryota, Dinophyceae, Syndiniales, Amoebophryaceae.
CGAAAUAAGUGCAUUACUACUACAGCUACUUUUAUAAACCCGAUUUACCUAGCAGUGCUCAUGGCCUUACUUUAACGUACCAUAUCUCGUACAACUUCCUUAUUUCAAACUUUUCGGUUGUUGUGAAUAACAACACCGGCACACACAUUAUCUGAUUUUGCAGUGGACAUCUGGAUUUUCAUUGUAAUCAAAACACCACUACCUACAGCUUUUUACUCUGUUUUUUUUCUAUUUUUCGUCCCCGAGAAUGAGCAGCACGAACGCCACGAGUCCAAGUUCCGGGCGCCCAUCCGUGCGCAGCUCCGCCAUUUCGCGCAUGGGGGGUGAUGACGAGAAUGCCGGCGGUCGCAAUCUCGUCCGGCCGAGCCGCGUCCCUCCGACGGACCCUCGAGACAGCCGCAAAGACCCGGCGCGGCCGAGAAUGAAGCGGAGCCGCAGUGGCCGCGACUUGUCGCGCAGCAAAGUGACGCCGAACGAAAACUUGCAGCUGGCGGUCAACGACGACACAAAGUACGACGUUUUUUACCAGGACCUGGAAAACUUAGCAGCUGAACCCGUCGUGGGGAAGUCCCUGCGGAACGAGAGCGACAAGGAGCUGGCCACCCGCACGGCCAACGGGGUGGUCGUUCUGGAGCGCACGCAAUCCGGAAGGAUGCGCCUGGACGGCGGCAAGACCGCAACCCAAGGAUCCGCAGUCUUAUUCUUGGACGAUCGGAUGAACAAUAGCGCUAACAGCGCGGUAGGGGUAGCGAGUACGGACGACGUGAUUUUGAGGAAAAAGAUGAUGGAUGCGCCAGAUUUUGACGACAACAUGAUGGCCCCCUUGACCUCGAACUCUGGCGGCACCGGGGACACGCUGACCACGCGCAACAGGACGGCGGAGGGGUCUUCGACGCAAGCCGGCAAGGCGAAGUUGGUUGGCAUGGGCGUCGCGCUUGCGGUGCUGAUCGCCGGUGCGGUGGCAGGGGUUUUUGUGUACAAGGAGUUCUUCGACGACGACAGCGAUAGCGGCGGUCUCGCCGCAUGUCAGCCCGGGUACGGGAGGACCGCGGCGGGCGGGGCGUGCGUUGCGAUCGGCGACGCGGCCUCCACCAGCAGCGCCGACACGGUGGAGGUGGAGUUGGUCGCGCAGCGCGUGGACAUGCCGGUUAGCUUUUCCUAUCCCGGGACGCCGCAGCAGGCGGCGGACGCAGUGGUCAGUGAUCCAGACCUGCAGGCGGGUUUUUUGCAAGGCUUCUGCGUCACACUGGGGUCGGCCUUCGAGGGUGACAACUGCCAACAGUGGGUCUCCAUUGCCAGCGCCACUCCAGCGACAGCAGCACGGAAAAACAGGAAUCUGCAAGGACGACUGUGGUCAUCUUCAUCAGUCAUCUCCAAACCAGCGAAGAUCAUGGGCGAUGGUCUGCAAAAAAACGAAGACCACGCAGCGCUGCCUUCGGCGGAAAGAAUGCGGCAGCUGCAGGGCGAAGUUGACGUCGAGCUGGACAUUGAGUUCGAGGUCGACGUGGCAGAUAACGAGACCGCGAACGCGCUGGCAGACGUGGUCCAGUACAUUGACAAGGACACGCUGAAAGACAACAUGAACAAGGAAAUUCCGAAGGCGAUCGAAAAUAGCAGCACAAAGACGCAGGAGCAGAAGAACCAGUUGAAAGCACAGAUCAAGAUGAAGGAGAUCAAGCAAAUGAAGGCCGACAAAGGAAAACGGCGGAAAAAGAAGAAAAAUUUGCCGAAGACGAUGGUCAUCACGGACGACGAAGGGGAGGGCGCGAAUGGACAGCAAGACGGUGCCGCUGGUAGUUCCUCGAGCGGUGCGGGUGGAGGCUCCUCGUCCUCCUCCAACAACGGCGGCGGGAAGGUGAAGCUGCGGUCCGUCGUGCCGAGCAACGAGUUUGACUUGGCGGCCCAGAUCAUGUCGAAUUCCUGCGAGCGCGACGUCACCAAGGAGCUGGCGGAAACGGAGGCGGAGGCGCCAAGCCUAGCCGAUGCGGACGUGGCGGCGGGAGCCCCGCACGGUCCGAUGGAUCUGGGAAACUGGGCCCAAAUCCUGCAGAGCUUCCAGGAGGUGUUUGGCGAGCAAGCGGAGCUGCGCCAAAUGCUGGUGCACGUGAAGCCGCAGCGGUGGCUAUCAAAUGCAAAAAUGUCUGGGUCUGGAAGACUCCAAGAUUUGUCAUGCCUGUCUGGGAUGACCAAAAAGUUUGUGAUGCGUGUCCAAGAAGAGACCCUUUUGCCUGUCAUGCAAAAACGCAGUUUGUCAUGCGAAAAACGCGACACAAAGAAGCGCAGAUAUUUCUCAUGCUUGGCUGUGCAUUGCAGCGCAUUCCCUAUUCCCAGCGCAGCAUCACAAGUUUCCAGACCCAGACAUUUUUGCAUUUGAUAGUGGCGGUGUUUGAACAACGAUGUGACGGUAUUGCAGUGAAAAGUGCCCCCCACCCCUGAAAUUGCAAAAACUUGUGAUGCGAAAUUUUCAAAUGAAAACUUUUUGUCACGCAUGAAAGUGGUAUGAAUCUUUCUGAUGCAGAUUCUAGGCGUGUAUCGCAUCGCUUGCAUGACAAGCGCCGCUCUUGCUGGGGUCUUUUGCAAUACAAAUUUUUGCUAUUCACGACUGUGGAAACCUGUGAUGCUGAUAGAUGCAAGAGGGCGAGCGUUUCAUUUGGAAAGGUUUGCAAUGCAAAUGCUCCCAAGCUCGGGGGUGGGGGCAUUUUUCAUUGUAAUAACCGGACCUGGUCGGGGAGCAGGAGCGGCUGGAGUUCGAGCAGAAGGAGAACGAUCGCCAAGUGAAGCUGCAAGAGAAGGAGCUCGAGGAAAAGAUCGCUGCCCGCGCGAAGGCGAAGGCGAAGCAGCGCGAGGACGACGCGAAGGCCAAGGGGGAGGCUGCGGAGCAGCGGCGGAAGCAGGCAAAGGCGGAUCGCGAGGCCGCCGAGGAGAAGCUAAAGAAUGCCAAAAACGACGAGGAGCGCCAGCGCUUUGAGCGUGAGAAAAAGGACGCAAAGGAAAAGGAAGAGAAGGAAGAGCGGGAGAAAAAUGAGCAGGAGGCCCGCAAGAAAAAGGAAAAGCUUGAGCAAGAAGAGUUGGCGCAGGAGAUGGAGGCCAAGAAGAAGGAAAUGGACGAACGCAAGGCACGACAGAGGCAGGAGGAAGCGAGGCGGAAGGCGGAAAAAACCAAGGACGCCGAGGAGAAAAAGAAAGCGGAGGCAGAAGCCCUUGCGGCUGAGGCGGAAUUGAAGGAGAAGGAAUUGAAGCGGAAAGAGGUAUAGAGAGACGUAGAAAUGUUUCUUUGUUGUAUGUGAAUAGAGAAUAUAAUCUGCAUCUGGUUGCAAACGAUGACCCAAUAAUUUUGAGCAAGUUGAAGUUGUUUCGGCAAAAAUAAAAAUCUAAUCACCUGAUUCAAGAGCACACUGUAGCUUGUCAUAGUAGUAAUGUGGGAUCUACUUCUACUUUCUGUUGACUUACUAUGUAUACUUAUACAACAAAGCUCGCGCUCUAGUGCGGGAGAUUAGCAACGUCAACAGAUGGUCGCGGUCUUUCUGGUGUUGUCGGAAAUUGCGACUCUUCUUUCUAAACAGGCUCAAGCAGAAAGAGAAAAGCUGCGGGCAGAACGCGAAAAGGAAGAUGCUAAGGUGCGCGAGAUUCAGGCAGCAAAGCGGAAAGCUGCCGCGAAGAAGCAGCGCGAAGAGGCGCAGGAGCGCGCCCGCGUGGCGAAGGAAAAGGCGGACGUGGAGGCCGAGGCGCAAGCGAAGGCCGAAGCAGCUGCAGCGGCGGAGCAGGAGGAGAUCGAGCGGUUGCAAGAGGAAGAAGAACAGAAGAGACGGGAAAAGGCCGAGGCGGAGCGUUUAGAGAAACAACGCGAGGCCCAGGAACUGCGUGAGAAGCAGGAAGCCGAGAAACAGCGUUGGCGCAAGGUCCAGGAAGAAAAGAAAGCGCAGGAGGCCGAGGAGGCCGCCAAGAAAGCCGAAAAGGAGAAAAAAGCGGCCGAGGAGGAGGAAAAACAGCUGGCGGAGCAGGCCGCACGGGAGCAAAGCGCGCAAAAAAAAGCCGAGCUCGAACAGCGCCGCAAGGAGGCCGAGGAGCGAAAGGCCGCUGCCGAGCAGCGACGCAAAGAACAGCAGGAGCGCCGCGCCGCUGCCGAGGCGGAAAAGCAGAAGGCAGCGCAGGAGCAAAAGGCGGCCGAGGACCGGCAGAAGGCGGAGCAGGCGCUGCGGCAGGAAGCAAAGCGGGCUCGUGAACAAAAGCAGAAAGAGGUGCAAGAGGCCUCGCAAAAGAAAAACAAGAAGCAGCAGCAGGCGAAGGAUAUGUCGAAGGAGCGUCAGCGGCAAAAGAACCAGCGGGGCGGCAAACGGUUCUUGCGGGCGGGAGCGGCAUCUUCCUCCGAGGCGUUUGAUACGUAUUCCCGCUCGUUGGCGCACAGUGACGAGCACCCGGAGGAGAAGUGGAGUGCGGAGCAGGCCGCUUAUGACUCAGACGAGGCCGAGGAGAACGAGAAGAAAGAAAAAGAAGAAGAGCGUGCCCGGCACGUACACCAGCACAAAACACGCAAGGACUACCGGCGCCCCAUCACCAUUCCCGCGACCAUCCAAUACAAGGGAAAGCGGUGGAGCCAGGUCGGGUUGUCCUUCCUCCCGGACAAUCGCGAGACGGGGAAGUUCAGCCGCAAGAGCCUGAAAAAGCGGUCUUGGGCACUGAAUUUCGGGAAGUUCCGCCGCAGACAGAGGUUCUACGGGUUCAAGCGAUUAAAAUUGGUGACUAGCAACGGGGACAAAUCCCGCAUGCGGGAGAAGCUGAUGACGGAUCUUUACGCCCUCGCCGGCUUAGCCGUGGCGCACACACAGUAUUACGUCGUGUAUCUGGACUCCACCGCAACCGUCCCGAGUACCAACAAAGCGGACUACAAAUUUCUCGGAAUCUACCUCGCGAUGGAGGACGCCAAAGACACGGUGCGGCAAACCGAGUUUUUCCGGUCGACCGCCAACGGGGUCGGAAACGCGCUGAAGACCGACUUGAGCGUCGAGUGGGAGGCCAUGGAGUCGGAUGUGCGCAAAGGCUGGGCGGCUAGCAGCUCGAACCGUCGGAUGCUGCUUCCGGCUGGUACUUCUUCGGGACAUGAAAAAGUUGCAGCUCCUGGAGAUGAACUACAUCACCAACAUCUCGAAGAACGCCAGCUGCAGGAAACGGAUCCGACCGACGCCUCCAUUUCUUUGCCGCCGGUGGACGAAGAGGAAAACGAAAUUGCUUUGCCUGUGAUGCCGACCAGCAUGUACCACAGCACCGGCGACCUGUACAAGCCGACGCCCACAAGUGCGCGACUGGGGCUGCCCGAGCGGGUCACCCGGACCAAAGAAAAGACGGAUCUCGAAAAGGAGGAGGAGGCGGAAAAUCUUGACACGGAGGAGCUGAAACAGAUGGCUCAGCGUUUGAAAGACCGGAAGGAGAAAGCCGCGAAGGGGCUGAGCGUGUCCCAGGGUGGCAAGCAAUCCGGACCGGAAGCGGCGAUCAAAUUCAAGACGGAGGACGGAAGUGGCGGACCGGCGGGAGGCACCACUUCGGGGUCAACAUCUGGCUCCAAUGUGUUGGACAAGAAAACCGAACCGCUCAAAAAAAUGCACAUGCUGCCCAAGCGGGCCGUGAACGGCACGGAGAGCCUGAAGCCCUAUGCGGACUACCGGGCAAUGCUGCACGCGCUGCACAACGUGCCCCGCCGCAGCCGCAUCACCAAGACCGUCAAGGAGGACAGCGCGCUGGCGGCACUGGCCAGCGGCGCGACCGUCGUGGCCCGGCGGCGCAUGUUGCAACAGCAGGUCCGACGAGAAGAUGAUAACCCAGAUGUUGAACUUCUGCGGCAACUGCAAACUGAAGACACGACGGCACAACAGCAGUUGAAGCAGAAAGAGAGGGAGAAGCGCAAGCGGCCGUGGCGCAUGUGGAAGCGGUUUGACUCGCACCGGGAUCCCCAGGCGCAAAAGUGGCGACAGCAACUGGGCAAAACCUUCGACUACUUCUCCUGGGUCAAGUACAUGGCGGUCAGCGCCGCCUUCGCGAACGACAAGAUCUACGGCAGCGAGCAGAGCGGCGGCGGAGACUACCUGCUGUACAACGCCCCCGCGGGGCAGGCGAACUUCAACCACGCGGGCCCGGUCUGCAUGAUCGAGAGCUGCCUCCCGAGCGUGCAGACCGGUCCCUGGGAGGGCAAGGAGGGGAACCUGACCUACAUCUACAGCUACGCUAGCCCGCCGGCGUACACCAACCCAACGGCGUCCGGGCGGCUCACGUGGCUGCCGACGCAGUUCGCGAGCGCGUUCCGGGGAAAGGGGAAAAUGACCUCGCUCAACUUCAAGAAGCUCCGUCCCGGUUGGCCGAUGUUGCAGUAUCUGUACGAGGACAGCGUGUCCCGGGCGUACUACCUCUACGCACUGGAGAAAAUGGCGCAACCGGCGCCGUGCGCGCAGUCGUGGGACAAGGCGGCGGGAAACUGGGUGGAGAUGUGCGGAACGAGUGCGGACACCAUGCCCUUCCACGAGGACAUGGCCCAAUAUCUCUUCGCGAAGCUUGCGGCCGUCGGCCGGGGGUCCUUCACCUGGCAACAGGUGCUCACAAACCUGGUUUCCGCGCUGCACGCGCCCGGCGGCCUGGUUGACGACAAGCUGCUGCAGAAGCAGGUCAAGCACUACGAACAGCUGAUCACCAGCUUCAUCACGCAGGAGGACCGCGCCCUGGAGAAGGAACAGGAGGACGAGACGGCGUUGCUGGAACAGAAGGCACAAGAGGAGAAGGAUAUUACAAUGAAAAAUACCCCCACCCCCACUGUUGCAAAAAUUUGUGAUGCGAAGUUUCAAAAUGAAAACUUUUUGUCAUGCAUGAAAGGAGUAUGAAUCUUUCUGAUGCAGAGUCUAGGCGUGUACCGGAUCGCUUGCAUGACAAGCGUCGCUCUUGCUGGGGUCUUUUGCAAUACAAAUUUUUGCUACUCACGAUUGAAAACCUGUGAUGCUGAUAGAUGCAAGAGGGCGAAUGUUUCAUUUGGAAACAAAGGUUUGCAAUACAAAUGCUCCCAACUUCGGUGGUGGGGGCAUUUUUCAUUGUAAUAAAGGAAGCGGAAGUGGACAACGUGAGCAACCUGCUAAUCAGCGUGGGCGGCGCGACGGACGUGAGUCAGGUGGAAGCGAAUCUGAAGGCGAACACGGACGACGUGGAGACGCAGGAGGACGAAAAAGUGUACGACCAGUUCUCGGUCGCCGCCUUGGACGCCGACGGCGAUGAUUCUACGGAUGACAAGCUCGAGCUAAAACCCGAAAAGGAAAAGGCUGAUCAGGACAAGGCAAAAACGCCCCUGGAAUUCUUCCAGCUCGGGGUCGAGCAGCUGCGGCGCAAGCUGGCCUUUCGGGUGAAGGUGGUCAAGGAGGGCGUCCCCGUUCUCAUCAAAAAAGAAAAUGAGAAGAAACAGUAGCGGAGCUGCGCGUGGCUACGGCGACGAGUUUCUUUUGGAAGGUUGCAGUACUUUGAUUGCGAAAAUAAAAAAGCAGCAUCAUGUUUGUAUGUAGGCAUGAUAGCAUGUGAGCAGCUGCAGUAACAAGAAGUAGCACUACCACUAAUUUCUACCAUGGAACAAGAGCUGAUCACUCACAAAAAGUGUCUGUUUAUCCAUAACAGCGUAAUAUAGUUCUGGCACGCAGUUUUGCUUCUUUUUUUCUGGCUUUUGAGCUUAUUUCAUAUUUAACUCAUGUUCAUCACUUAAAUUUAUCCCUCUAUGCCGCUUUUAUGACUUCAUCUAUAUUCCUUUUGUAAGUAAUUUCUAUGAAAAAAAACGUUUCUUUCAAUAUGUCACAACUCUGUCGCGCUCGCCAAUCUUGGGAUGAAGUUACACUACGCGAACGUGUAGCUACCCAAUUCAUCCUUCCGCCGAAGAGGCGCUAAGGCGUUCUGGGUUCAGUGGUAAGUCUGCCAGUUUCAAGAGCCGAGACUUUUGACUUCAAGCAAUCGCGUCGUUGAACAAAGUAUUGUACAAGCAUAGUUCCUAAUCGUAUCGUAACGUCAGACUAAGACAAAUUGUUCUUCUUGGUUUCUAUGCUGAUUCCAUUGUGCCCAGGCGAGAGUCUGUGGAGUGGAACUUCUGUGGCUGGACAAGCCGCCUUCGAGACAGUUGUUGCAGUACUUGUUUCAUCUCUUCUUUGGGCAGGACUGAACAUGUGACAGAAAGCGUUUGAAAUAUUCAUUUUCAUACAUUGUGUGACAAAAUGUGCGCAACCUUCGCACAGAAGGUCCGCACAAGAUUUUGCCAAACGCUUGUCUGACCAAACUAAACACGAAGAUGAUCC